AUGCAACAACAACAAGUUUUUCAACCUCCUCAAACUCAAGGUUAUACACAACAUAGUUAUCCUCAAGGUCCUCAACCAUACCAUCAUCAUCCUCCUCCAACUAGCUACUACCCUCAUCCCCCUCCCAACCAUCACUACGGCUAUCCUUCGCCGUAUUUUUACCCUUCGGCUCCUCCUAACUACUAUAAUCCCGCCCCUUUUCCUGCUGGAAGCACGUUCAACUCGGGUGGCAACACCAAUGGAUCCGGGAUACAGAAGAAUGGAGAUGUCAAUGUUGGUAACAGUAAGGAGAAAUCCGGGGGCGUAGACAUUGGUUCGAUUGGUGGAAAUCAUGGCAAUCAAGGCGGGCAACAAUCUUCCGGGAAUAUUACUGCUGGCAACAUUGGGUGUUAA
Messenger RNA from Chenopodium quinoa (quinoa), 393 nucleotides. RefSeq names its product metacaspase-1B-like. Bases 1 to 393 code for a protein of 130 amino acids. Lineage: Eukaryota; Viridiplantae; Streptophyta; Magnoliopsida; Caryophyllales; Amaranthaceae. The record is from RefSeq and is a predicted model, not a curated record. The transcript has a single exon.